Drosophila navojoa is the source of this 880-nucleotide messenger RNA. It is a transcript of the gene Rpn12, whose product is annotated as regulatory particle non-ATPase 12. NCBI's taxonomy places the organism in Eukaryota, Metazoa, Arthropoda, Insecta, Diptera, Drosophilidae. Gene Ontology annotation, cellular component: proteasome regulatory particle; proteasome regulatory particle, lid subcomplex; cytosol. The record is from RefSeq and is a predicted model, not a curated record. Gene Ontology annotation, biological process: proteasome-mediated ubiquitin-dependent protein catabolic process.
ACUUUGUGUUUUGUUUCGAAUAAUAAAUCCAAAUAAUAAAGAAUAAUGGCUGCAGUGGAAUCGUUGUACAAGGAACUCUGUGCUGAAUGGUCCAAGCGACCACCAAACACACCGCGAUGCGGCCAGCUGUUGGAUCAGCUCAAAGUGGCGUUGGUCAAAAUGCAAUUUCUGCCCACAGACGGCAAAGAUGCACAGAACUCGAAGAAGCAACUUUUGUUGGCACGCGCCGUGUUGGAAAUCGCUGUGGAGCAUAGUGUACUGACCAAGGAUCUACUCGCGUUCGAACGGUACAUGGCACAGCUGAAAUGCUACUAUUACGACUAUGCCAAAAUAAUUGGUGAAUCGGACAGCAAAUACAAAUUGUUGGGCCUCAAUCUUCUCUAUCUGCUGUCCGGCAAUCGUGUGUCCGACUUCCAUACUGAACUGGAGCUCCUGUCGGUUGACAUAAUACAGCACAAUCAAUACAUUCGUCCUAUUCUGGCACUGGAACAAUAUAUCAUGGAAGGUCGCUACAAUAAGAUCUUCCAGGCGAAAUCCUCAAUGCCUGCCGAAAUCUACAACCAUUUCAUGGAUUUAUUGGUCGAGACGGUGCGGGAUGAAAUCGGCGCCUGCAUUGAGAUGUCCUACGAGAAGAUUUCGGCUAAAGAUGCUGCGAAACGGCUCAAUCUGCGUGUGCCGGAUGAAAUCAAAGCGUUCGGCGAGAAACGUCAAUGGAAAUUGGAAAGCAAUGGAAAUUACAGUUUCAUCGAUCGCAGCAUUAAGCCCAAGGAGCUAUUGCCCUCGGUGGAGUUGGCCGAACAGGUGCUUAGUUACGCGCGCGACUUGGAAAUGAUAGUUUAAGCUACCAGCAAAUUUUGUAAUUAAAAUAAAAACCCCUAAA